AUGGCGGAGAUGGAGGCGGCCGCCGGCGCAAACCACGUGAACGGCUCCGCGGUCACAAAGUCCACAAACAACCCCUACGAAACAAACCCCGAUCACAUCUCUAGCGAUGACACGUUUCUUUCUCAGAGCGCGCAGUAUGGCCGCUACGCACCCCGCGCCGACGAUUUCACCCCUCGCUUCAUGAACUGGUAUCGGUCUGACCCGGCCGUGAACUCGUUCUGGGAGAAGGUCGCACAGCAAUAUUGUACUCCGGAACACUCACUCAAUACCUCAGGGCCGAGGGAAGCAUUUGCGGUUGGGAGUAUAAUUAUUUGGGUCGACCGCGAACCGGCCGAUGGAGCGGCGGCUGAGAGUUACUCGUCUGCGAAUGCGAAUGAACUGUCAGCCGCGCAGAAGGCAGAGGAGUCGCUCAGAGAUAUUGGAGUCGCAGUGCCCGUGUUAUAUUUUUGCGGGAUGAUUGAGGGGAGGAACGUGACAAUCGAGUCCCGCAUUGCGGGUGUCUCGCUGGAAGUUGCGUGGAGGUAUCUUGACGUUGAGCAGAUCGAUAUUUUCAAGAACCAGUGUCGCCAGAUCCUCCAACGACUCGGAACAAUCGAUUCCCCCCAAAACGAACCGUCCUACAUAUGCCGUGAACUCAAUUCCCAAAUCCCGCCCUCCGUCGACACCCGCGAACGAGAUAUCCUAUUCACAGAAAGAAGCAAGGAGGAGGAAUUAUCUUUAACACACAACAACUUCAUCCCGAGCAAUAUAAUUGUUCAGGAUAACCGGGUGGUGGGGAUUACUGGCUGGCGACAAUGCGGAUAUUUUGGCACCGUCAGAGCUAAGAAGGUCCACCGCCUCUCCAGGGAUCUUGAACCUGCGUCUCAAAAUGGCGUGGCCAGUUCCGAGAAGUGUGUAACGUGGACCGACCUCUACGAUGGUGCUUACGACCCUAGUAAGGGCAUUCCGCUGGUCGCAAACCAAGAUACACCCCUGCCGUCAGUCAAAACCGAACCCACAAGCUCUACUCCCGACAAAUUCCCAGCUAUCGAUGACUUGGACACAAGUUCACUAGGAAUUGAUGGCACGGUUGACUGCGCGACAUCCAAAACAGUGGCGAACCUGAAGCACGGGCUGACAUCAAGAGCGUCAUCGUCCGACCGGUCCUCCCCAGCCAAUUCCGUCAAACCAGCAAACAAAAAGUCCACAGCAAACACUAGCAAGAAGGGAACUGGAAAGAAACCUGCCGCUAAGAAGCAGAAGGUGAAUGACCCGGACGCAGACAGCAUUGAUGGGCGGCGUUCCAACACACCAGUUUCCCGCGCGAGCAAGACACCCGCCAGGAAGCAAAAUUCUGUCUCGAUAACAGGGUCACCGCCUCCCGAGCAGAAGAAAAAGCCACAGAAGAAAAAGAAGAAAGGGCCCAAACCAGCUGCUGCCCAGGAAAAUGACGACUCCGAUAGCUUUGAUGAAAACGCGAUCUUCUGUAUCUGCCGCCGACCUGAUAACCACACGUGGAUGAUCGGGUGUGAUGGCGACUGUGAUGACUGGUACCAUGGGAAAUGCGUCAAUAUCGACCCUCGAGAUGCGGAUUUGAUCGAGCGGUAUAUCUGUCCAAAAUGCGCAAGCGAAGGAAAAGGAUGCACAACAUGGAAACCGAUGUGCCGCCUAGUCGAGUGCCGGAAACCCGCGCGAGCGAAGACAAAGCCCCCCGAGCAAACUCAGAAGCUCAAGCAGCGUGCCGGUCAGGCGAACGGUCUUUUUGAAGACCUGGGUAGCAUGGGUGGCAUUCUUACAGCUGGAGACCUGAAAGCUGCCGUCAUGGGGGUAGCAUCUACGCAAGAAUUCCGAAAGCUCGGAGAUCGCAUCAUCUCCCCGCCACCACGGGUAGACCAGAAAGAAGCUGCUGUAGCUGGGAUUAAGACUGAAUCAAAGCCGCAGAGCGGCAGGUGGUUGGAAGUUGACGUCCACGAGAACGGCCUGGAAUACUCGCUCGAUGAGGUUGCGAAGAUCGAAAGGCUACGCGCGCGGCGCGAUGAGCUCCUCCAUCGCAAAGAGAUGCUUGCGGCACGCACGACGUUCGUCUCGCUUCUCAAGCCACGCGCCAAGGGCAUAGUCGAGAAACUGAAGCAGCACGAGCCGAAGGGCGGAUGGAAAGAUAUCUGUGGCUUUGACUCGCGGCUCUCGUGGUCCGACGAAGAAUUCGAUGAAUGGCGACUUUCCGACGCUGGAAAGAAAGCUCUCGCGGAGGGAACGGCUGAAGCUUUGGCUGUGAUCUCCUCGGCUGGUACCGAUGCAGACGGGGACACCGCGAUGAAUGGCGACGGCGAUGACGAUAUCACAUUCUGGACGCGUGGCGUUUGCACUAAGAAGCGGUGCGAAAGACAUAAGCAGUGGGUCAAAGUGCAGCAGCAGGAUAUUCUCUUCGAGGAGGAAACGGCAGAGCAGGACCUCGCCAAGUGUGAGGAUGAAGCUCGGUCUGUGGUGGAGCGGAGUGUGAUGAGACGAUGGGCCGAGAAGGAUAAUCAGGCUUGA
Molecule: messenger RNA, 2514 nt
Organism: Penicillium verrucosum
Lineage: Eukaryota; Fungi; Ascomycota; Eurotiomycetes; Eurotiales; Aspergillaceae
Product: putative PHD transcription factor
Exons: 3
Coding region: 1-2514 (837 amino acids)
Biological process (GO): positive regulation of DNA-templated transcription
Cellular component (GO): Set1C/COMPASS complex
Source: RefSeq, a predicted model, not a curated record